AUGGAAGUUACUAUACCGUUCCAUGAAGUCAUCACUCAAAUGCCUUCCUAUACUAAAUUCCUAAAGGAUAUUCUGGCAAAGAAGAUAACAAUUGAAACGGAAACAGUGACCCUCAGUCCAAAAUGCAGUGCCAUUUUGAAGCAUGAACUACCCCCUAAGAUGACCAAUCUAGGAAGCUUCUCAAUUCCAUGCAAACUAGGCAAUGUAACAAUAGAUAGAGCAUUAUGUGACCUUGGUGCAAGCGUUAGCCUGUUGUCUCUUUCAAUCUACAAGAAGCUAAACGUAGGGGAACUUAAACCAACAAGGAUGGCACUACAAAUAGUGGACCGAUCAAUUAAAUACCCCCUCGGGAUACUAGAAGACGUGCCUUUAAAAGAAGGUGACUUCUAUGUGCCAGUAGAUUUUGUAGUGAUGGAAAUGAAUGAAGACACGAGAAUACCUAUUAUCCUUGGUCGGCCCUUCUUAAACAUAGCAGAUGCAAUUGUGCAUGUAAGAGCAGGGAGACUCACCUUAAAGAUCGGAGGUGAAACAGUCGAGUUCACACUAGAUAGGAACCUUAAGCAACCAAUGUCUGUAGACUCCGCUUGUUACAUCGAUGCGUUGGAUGCUCUAGCAGAUGAAUUCUUGGAAGAGUUUCGCGAUCUUGAUCCCUUGGAAGUGGCUUUGGAAGCUACAGAGGGAGAUGGAUACGUGGACAACGAAGAGGUAAACGAAUAA
Messenger RNA from Tarenaya hassleriana, 717 nucleotides. RefSeq lists its product as uncharacterized. The transcript has a single exon. The record is from RefSeq and is a predicted model, not a curated record. The coding region runs from base 1 to 717 and encodes 238 amino acids. NCBI's taxonomy places the organism in Eukaryota, Viridiplantae, Streptophyta, Magnoliopsida, Brassicales, Cleomaceae.